Drosophila sulfurigaster albostrigata is the source of this 1598-nucleotide messenger RNA. RefSeq names its product opsin Rh2. The transcript has 6 exons. Gene Ontology annotation, cellular component: membrane. Lineage: Eukaryota; Metazoa; Arthropoda; Insecta; Diptera; Drosophilidae. Gene Ontology annotation, biological process: visual perception; phototransduction; G protein-coupled receptor signaling pathway. The coding region runs from base 63 to 1217 and encodes 384 amino acids. Gene Ontology annotation, molecular function: G protein-coupled receptor activity. The record is from RefSeq and is a predicted model, not a curated record.
AUUCUUUGCCAGCCCAGCUCUGUUGGUUCGAAAUUCUUUAAUGUGAUACAUCUUAGCUGAGCAUGGUGGCCAGUUUGUUGCCAGAGACGUUUGCCAUUGCCAUGUUCGGCUCUGAACUUGGGCCUCGCUACGAGGCGCAGUCGAGCGGUAAUGGCUCCGUGCUGGACAAUGUGCUGCCGGACAUGGCGCACCUGGUCAAUCCCUAUUGGAGUCGCUUCGCCCCCAUGGAUCCAACAAUGAGUAAGAUUCUGGGCCUCUUCACGCUGGCCAUCCUGAUCAUCUCUUUGUGCGGCAAUGGCGUCGUUGUCUUCAUCUUUGGCGGCACCAAAUCGCUGCGCACGCCAGCCAAUUUGCUGGUCUUGAAUCUGGCCUUUUCCGAUUUUUGUAUGAUGGCCUCUCAGUCGCCCAUUAUGCUGGUUAAUUUUUACUAUCAGACAUGGAUCUUGGGACCACUAUGGUGUGAUAUCUAUGCUGUGUGUGGCUCAAUGUUUGGUUGUGUAUCCAUUUGGUCCAUGUGCAUGAUUGCCUUCGAUCGUUACAAUGUGAUUGUGAAGGGCAUCAAUGGCACACCGAUGACCAUAAAGACGUCUAUCAUGAAGAUUAUAUUCAUCUGGCUAAUGGCCACAUUCUGGACAAUAAUGCCGCUGAUCGGCUGGAGCAGCUACGUGCCCGAGGGUAAUUUAACCGCUUGCAGCAUCGACUAUAUGACCAGGCAAUGGAAUCCACGUUCCUAUCUCAUCACCUACUCCAUAUUCGUCUACUACGUGCCACUCUUCUUGAUCUGUUAUUCCUACUGGUUCAUUAUUGCCGCUGUUGCUGCUCAUGAGAAGGCAAUGCGGGAGCAGGCUAAGAAGAUGAAUGUCAAGUCCUUGCGUAGCUCCGAGGACUGUGACAAGAGUGCUGAGGGCAAGCUAGCCAAGGUGGCCCUAACGACCAUUUCACUUUGGUUUAUGGCCUGGACUCCGUAUCUGGUCAUCUGUUACUUUGGUUUAUUCAAGAUCGAGGGUCUAACACCCCUGACGACCAUUUGGGGUGCCACAUUCGCCAAGACAAGUGCCGUCUAUAAUCCCAUUGUCUAUGGCAUAAGUCAUCCCAAGUAUCGUUUGGUGCUCAAGGAGAAGUGUCCCAUGUGUGUUUGCGGCAACACGGACGAGCCAAAGCCAGAUGCGCCUCCUUCGGACACGGAAACAACUUCAGAGGCGGACUCCAAGGCCUAAACAGGGCAAACAACUUUAAGCAAUUGCCUAGAAGAGGCACAAAAAUUAAUAUAAAAAAAAAAAAAAUUGCAAUUCAAGCAAUAUGUGUAACUAUCAGCAAUUGAUACAAAAAUGUAUAAAAUAUUCAAAAAGAUUCAGCUUGUUGAAAUUAACAAAACAUUUAAACUUAUGUUGCAUACUUUUAGGAAACUCGUAAAAUUGAAGAGAACAACUUUGUGGGCGGAGUCCAAGGCCCAAACAGGACAAACAACUUUAAGCAAAUGCCUAGAAGAGGCACAAAAAUGUAAAAAAAAAAAUGAAUUACAAUUCAAGCAAUAUGUGUAACUAUCAGCAAAUGAUACAAAAAUGUAAAAAAUAUUCAAAUAGACUCAGCUUAUUGAA